Messenger RNA from Pelagomonas calceolata, 933 nucleotides. The record is from the annotation of a GenBank genome assembly. NCBI's taxonomy places the organism in Eukaryota, Pelagophyceae, Pelagomonadales, Pelagomonadaceae.
CUCUCGACAAGCAAACAGGAGAGGCAAAGCGCGAUAACACUGCGUGCCGGCGGCUACAGUGCUCCAUCCACGCACAGCGCUCGGCCACACUCGCACAGCUCGCGUAUAAAGCGACGCACACAAAAGAAACGACGAGCAACCGCGCGCAUUCCGAGAGACAGGCAGGGCAACCAUGUGCACCCGCCUGCAGUUCGAGGGCUCCAACGAGAUCGGAGUUGUAAGUAUGCUGACGAACGGCUACGCGCUGGCGUGCCAGGGCAACAGCGAGAACUUCUACAGCGUCCUAGAGAGCGAGUUAGGAGACCAUAUUCCCGUCGUCCACGCGUCGAUUGCGGGGUGUCGGUUCGUCGGGAGGGUCACGGUGGGCAACCGACGAGGUCUGCUGGUGCCGAACAUGUGCGGCGACCAGGAGCUGCAGCACCUUCGUAAUGCAUUACCUGAUAGCGUCGUGGUGCAGCGCGUCGACGAGCGGUUGUCAGCACUGGGCAACUGCAUCGCAUGCAAUGAUCACGUCGCUUUAGUACAUACGGAUCUCGACCGAGAAACGGAGGAGAUCGUCGCCGACGUGUUGGGGGUGGAAGUCUUUCGACAGACGAUCGCGGGAAAUGCCUUAGUAGGAAGCUAUUGUCGGUUCACGAACCAGGGCGGCGUCGUCCAUCCGCGGACGUCUGUGGAUGAUUUGGAGGAACUCGCUUCACUACUCCAGGUGCCCCUCAUCGCGGGGACCGUGAACCGCGGGUCGGAUGUCCUAGGCGCCGGCCUCAUCGCGAACGACUGGGCGGCCUUCUGCGGCGCGGAUACGACCUCUACCGAAAUCAACGUCAUCGAGAACGUCCUCAAGCUCCACGACGACGACAGCGACGACGGCGCGCCGAAGGCGGCGCGGAUGCGGGACGCGCUCAUCGACACGAUUGUGUAAGUUCGUACAACAAA